Messenger RNA from Penicillium angulare, 891 nucleotides. RefSeq lists its product as uncharacterized. The record is from RefSeq and is a predicted model, not a curated record. NCBI's taxonomy places the organism in Eukaryota, Fungi, Ascomycota, Eurotiomycetes, Eurotiales, Aspergillaceae. The transcript has 3 exons. The coding region runs from base 1 to 891 and encodes 296 amino acids.
AUGAGGGUGGCCGAGACUGGAAGCCAUAGCGAGCACAAAUACAAUGCAAGGUCGUACCCAGAAUGGUUCGACAAUGCCUUCACCAUUUUCUUGCAAUCUGGCGGCAAUUUGAAUGAUGAUGUCUUCGAUGAAGACCUGUCGCUGGAACUUGAUGAUGAAGAGGACAGCGAAUACGGAUACGAUGACGACGAAGAAGACGACGACGAUGCAGGCGAGAUUCAAGAUCCCAAGUCGAAUGAGCACGUGAAAGAUGACUUGGAUAAAUUUCGGGACAAAGAGUCUUUGAACUGGUUUCAGAAGCGGAAAGAUGAUCUGGGAGAACUACGUGAAGAAGAGGAUCUCGAACGAGAACGACUUAAAGAGGCACGGAUUGAAAAACAAAAGGCAAUCGACUGCGAGAGGUCUGUUAAAGCUAAGGUAGACGCAGCAUUCAAGUCUGCCUUGAAUGCAACGAACCAAGAGCAUGUACAAGAUCUCGCUCUGGAGCGCACUGCCACUACAAACGAUAUAUACUCUAUUGAAUAUGUAGUGCAUUUCGAUAUCGAAUCGCGCGGCAUGACGAAAAAUGUGGAAUUCUGUGACAUACAUGCCUUCUGUGAUUCAAAUUGUGAUAUCUGCGAAAACGGAAAACCAAGGGCAGAAAUAAAUGGCCACAUUUAUAUCGAUCCCAGAAAUUGCCCUGACCUCAAGCCAUUUGUUCCCCCAAGAACGGUGAGCAAUGAUGCUUGUUUAUUGGAUGUUGAAUGCUCAUCGGAGGUGGUCGAAUUUAUGUUUUUUGACAAAGGCUACCUGAAAAUGAAGAUUGCCCACGAAAUUAUCUUCCAAGGCGAAAAUAAUCCUUCCAAUUCCUCCGAGAUCUUCGAGUACGUGGGAGUUCGUGUUGAUAUUUGA